This is a messenger RNA of Capsicum annuum, 2112 nucleotides long. Its product is annotated as cytoplasmic 60S subunit biogenesis factor REI1 homolog 1. Gene Ontology annotation, molecular function: nucleic acid binding; zinc ion binding. Gene Ontology annotation, cellular component: preribosome, large subunit precursor. The record is from RefSeq and is a predicted model, not a curated record. NCBI's taxonomy places the organism in Eukaryota, Viridiplantae, Streptophyta, Magnoliopsida, Solanales, Solanaceae. The coding region runs from base 50 to 1147 and encodes 365 amino acids. Gene Ontology annotation, biological process: ribosomal large subunit biogenesis. The transcript is spliced from 5 exons.
GCAAUUUUUUCAACUGAACAAACAAACAAGGAAAACCAAAGAUUUUGAAAUGAGGGGUCUAACUUGUAACUCAUGUAACAAGGUGUUUUAUGAUGAAAAUGAUCAAAAAAUUCAUUACAAAUCUGAAUGGCACCGUUACAAUCUUAAACGCAAGGUUGCUGGAGUUCCUGGCUUGACAGAGGAACUCUUUGUAGCCAGACAGUCUGCAUUUGCAGAAGAAAAUGAAAAAAUAACCGCGACUCCGUUGCUAUAUAGCUGUGCUCAUUGUGGUAAAGAAUACACAAGUUAUAAGGCUCAUGCUCAACAUCUUAAGUCUAAAUUUCACUUAGCAAGGACUUCACAAGAGGGAGAUUAUUGCGAUGAGGAUAGCGUUAUCAUCAAGCCUGUUCCACGUCAAACUUGGUGCAAGAAUGAAGAUAUUUGUGGUAGCGAGUGGGAUGAGGUCAAUCAAGAGGUAGAAAUGGCGUAUGAAGCCAAUGAUUCGUUGAUGCAAUGUAGUACUCGUAAUGGUGCUGUGGAUGAAGGUAGCGAUAUUGAUGAUUGCAUUGGUGAGCUGGAUCCGCGCUGUUGUUUCAUGUGUGAUUUGAAGCACGAUACAAUAGAAAGCUGCAUGGUCCAUAUGCACAAGAAGCACGGAUUCUUCAUUCCUGAUGCCGAGUAUCUGAAUGAUCCUAAAGGCUUCCUCACUUAUCUUGGUCGUAAGGUUAAAAGGGCUCAUGUGUGUCUGUAUUGCAACGAUAGCUGUCGUCCUUUUAGUAGUUUGGAAGCAGUUCGAAAGCAUAUGGAAGCUAAAAGUCAUUGCAAAGUGCAUUAUGGUGAUGGUGGUGAUGAUGAGGAAGCGGAAUUAGAAGAGUUUUACGACUACAGCAGCAGCUAUGUGGAUGCAACUGGAAAUCAGCUUGUUUCGUCUGAUGAUUUUAACAACAAUGUGGAACUUGGAAGUGGUGGAUCUGAGCUCAUUAUAACAACAAGAACCAAUGAUGGAGUGUCUGUCAAAGCACUCGGAUCAAGAGAGUUUUUGAGAUAUUAUCGCCAGAAACCAAAGCCUACGCGCACUAAUGAUAUAACUAUACGCGGUUCCUUAGCCUCAAGGUAUCAGAGCAGGGUCCAGCAACCAUGCAUUCGAGGGAGCACAUUGUUAAAAUGAAGGUGUAGAGGACCAUAAGUAGAUAUAGCGUAGUAGUCCCUAAAAACAUACCAUAAUAGUCCCUUCCAUAUGGAUUAUCUUGCAUUAUUUCUUACAAGUGCUAUAAUAUAUUUUACUAGUAUGUCUAGUUCUUGGAUACACACAUAGCCAUAUCAUUUUUCAUUCUAAGAUGGUUGAUUACUAAGGCUCCUUUCAUUAGGUGAAUUGAUUGAUUAGAUGCAAGGUCAAAUUUUACAGAAAGUGAAGUUGAUGAAAGAGUUAGGAAUUGGGAAUUUUUUUUUUUUUGUUUUGGUGGAGAAGUGAAGAUAUUUUCUUGAACUUUCAGUAUCAUGUGUGCUUUUACUAGGGUAUUUUACUCUUCCCAUCGAAUUUUGUCACUGAAUGUGCACUUAUAUAAUUUACAGCAGAAAUAAUUUAUUGUAAAGUGCCUUAUUUGAACACAAGAACCAUUCUGUUUGCAAUCAAUUUAAAAAGGGAUAGUAUGAUGUAUUAAAAUGUAUGUGUCGGGUGCAGGGAAGGUUGGAUCUAAUGUGUCCAGUUUUACCGUGCAUUUUUGCAACAGACUGUUUCCAUGGCUUGAAUUCAUAAUUUCCUAGUCACACGGCAGCAACUUACCAGGUGAGAGUUCAGAUAGCCAAUCAACAGUGCAACAGUUUCAAGACUCCACUUCUUGUUUGCGACCUGUUUUUCAAUGUCAUAAAUGUGUAACUGCGCUAAUGUUGAGCCGAGGGUCUUUUAAAAAUAGUCUUUCUACCUCCCUAAAGUAGUGAUAAGGUCUACGUACAUUUAACCUUCCCCAGAUCUCACUUGUGCGAUUUUGUAUAGUAAGUGCAACAGUUUGAAACUCUAUUAAAAAAAAAAAAAAGAACUCCACCGGCUCAAGGGUUCCAUAAGGAUCACUAGUUUGGAUUUUAACUUGCCAUUCAUAUUUGGAUUGAUUAAAUUAUAAUCAAUCAAAAUUAGCA